Molecule: messenger RNA, 2312 nt
Organism: Pogona vitticeps (central bearded dragon)
Lineage: Eukaryota; Metazoa; Chordata; Lepidosauria; Squamata; Agamidae
Gene: TRMT10C
Product: tRNA methyltransferase 10C, mitochondrial RNase P subunit
Biological process (GO): positive regulation of mitochondrial translation; mitochondrial tRNA 5'-end processing
Cellular component (GO): nucleus; mitochondrion; nucleoplasm
Molecular function (GO): tRNA binding
Source: RefSeq, a predicted model, not a curated record
UGCGGAAGGAACGGAGCGGGGUGGCCGCGUGCGCGUGGCUGUUUCCGGCAGGAAGAGCGAUCGUUGGAGGCGGCGUGGUUGCAGCGUUUUGAGUUUACGCGGGUUUAUGGAUUUCCUUCAUUAGAGCUGUAAGAUGAUAGGAAGUAGCCUUAGUCACAGCUAUCGAGAGUUUCCCACCUCUACAUGAAGUGUUGAAGACUGAAAAAUCUGGCUUGCAGUGCAAUAUAAAUACAAACAAAUAUCAGAAAGUAACUGAAUAUUAAAGCAAUUAAAAGAACUGCUGCACAUACUUUCAAAUAAUGAGAAUUUUAAGUGUCUGUCUAGUGAAUGUCAUCAGAAGAUCUUUCUUCCAGCUGACUGCACAAAGUGGAACAUUUUUAAUACUGCGCAGCAAGGUCAAUACUUGUAGAACAUUUGUUUUGUCUACGUGCUUGAACAAAAAUAGCUUGCCAGAUGCAACUGAGAAAUUAAACUUGGAUGGAUGGAAAGAUCUCAUGCGAACAACCUCACAAGAAGAAACCAGUGAAAAAGACUCAGAUGCUGAAGAAGACCCUAAUUUAACAGCUACUAAGGAACUUAUUGAAGUGUUGAGACUUACCACUAAACUUGUUCCAGAAAAUAUCAGUGAAGAACAGUUUCAGAACUUAUUAGAGCUUCCCACUAAAACUUCCAAAAAGAAAUACUUAGCUUUCUUGUUUAAAAGAGAACUUAAGAAAAAAGCUGAGAAAGAAAAGAAAGAAAAAAAGAAAGAAUCAUCCAGGGAAACUUGUGUUGAGAAAAAUUCCAGCAAUAAGCCAGAAAAUAGACUUAUUAAGUCGUUUUGGAGCAAAUCAGAGGAUAUUGUGCACAGCUGGAGAGUUGCCCAGUCUAUGAUCUUCGGGCAGCCUCUCGUGUUUGACAUGAGCUAUGAAAAUGAAAUGUCACAGAAAGAAAUAAAGUAUACAGUGAAACAGAUGAUGGAAUGUGAAGCGUUCAAUCGCAGAGCCAAAGAUCCAUUUCACUUUCAUUAUUGCAGUCUCACGACAGAUAGUCCGUAUCACAAAGAAUUUGUCAAACGUUACGGAGAAGCGUGGGACAAGUUGCUGGUGACAGUGAGUGAAAAGGCUUAUGUUGAAAUAUUUCCAAGAGAUCAGAUUGUCUACUUAACUGCUGAUUCUCCCAAUGAAAUGAAAAAGUUUGAGAAUGAUAAAAUUUAUAUCAUUGGAUGCCUAGUUGACGGGGCAGGAAAACCAGGUAUCUCCUUUGCUCGUGCAAAACGGCUGAACUUGGCAACAGCUCGACUUCCUUUGGACAGAUACCUGGAUUGGCAGAUAGGUGGCAAAAACCUCACUUUGAAUCAAAUGGCAUGUAUCUUAUUAGCUCUGAAAGAUACUGGGGACUGGAAGGAAGCGCUCAAGUUUGUUCCACAAAGGAAACAUUCUGGUUUUGUGGGAACUUCUUUAACAGAAACUGGGAUAGGCAUGAAAACAAAGACAAACAGGAUAACAGCUAGUCAAGGAGUGUCACAUUUUGCAGCCAAGUCCUCAAACAGGCAAACGAAGAUUAAGUGGUGGGAAGAUGUCUCUUCAUAGUGUAUCAGUCAUGGGUUAUGCUUGACACAGGUUUGAUUUAAGGCAAAAUGUAUCCUGCACAAGCUUUUGACUAUUUGAAAAUUUCCUGAGUCUUGAGUGACAUUGAUUUCUGUAUAUGUAGUGCAAGUACAUGCUUAACUUUCACACAUCAUUGUGAGGACUAAAUUCAGCUGAAUUGUGCUCUGUGUCAUUCAGGGCUCUUGUGAUGGAAGAACUUCUAGAUGUUUAAAAAUCCAAUGUUUUUUUUAAAGUGAUAUUAAAAACUUCAGUAGUACGGUAAUUGAACCUAAACUUUCUGGGCCUGACUUCUGGAUGAGCUUUUCCACACAGUUUGUAAGAUGAAACCACAAAAUAAUAUAUAAAAAUUACAACUCUUGUGACAUGAAAAAAUUCAAAUACAAGUUGGUAUUCAAGACUUAUCAGUAGUCCCAGCUGGUGGACUAUGUGGCAUGUGUGGCUCAUGGCAGCUGGUGUUGAGCUGGUUCACAGAUUAGAAACAUUCAGGGGUCAACAAUAUGCUGAUGCUAUAUUGCUGGGGCCAGUUUACCACAGGUGAUGCAAUGCAACACAUUGUGAUUGCUUUUAAGCAUGUGCUAAACAAUAUGGAGCUCAUAUUUACAAACCUCUCAUUAUUUCUGUUUUGCUCAAAAUGUAAAAAUUCUGCAAAGUGUGUUGACAGCAAUGUAGCUGUGGUUGUACAGUACAGUACUGAGAAAUAAAUUCUUGAUUUCUUGGAAUAUA